AUGGCUGCUGGCCCUGCUGGCUGUCACCACGCCCGGGCCAUGCUGCUGGGGGGGGCCAACUUCUUGUCAGUGUACUCCACCCUGGCGGCCCACGGGUACGGUGCCGAGCGGCGCCUACGUGCCGCCGGGCGCGGCGCGGCCGCUGGCCUGGGGGGGGCUGCCGCGGGCCGACGCGGAGGCCGGCGGCGUGCCUGGCAGAACUUCGCCCGGGCACGCCGUCGGCGCGCGCGCGCCGCCGGGCGCGGGCGUUGGGAGCAACGCAGCGCGAGCAGCGCAAGCGCUGGAUGGGGGUUGAGCCGCGCAAGGCGCUGCAAGGAGCGAACUUUCGCAAACACCUAA
Molecule: messenger RNA, 339 nt
Organism: Prorocentrum cordatum
Lineage: Eukaryota; Dinophyceae; Prorocentrales; Prorocentraceae
Source: the annotation of a GenBank genome assembly